Molecule: messenger RNA, 2053 nt
Organism: Terrapene triunguis (Three-toed box turtle)
Lineage: Eukaryota; Metazoa; Chordata; Testudines; Emydidae
Gene: MPG
Product: N-methylpurine DNA glycosylase
Exons: 5
Coding region: 62-853 (263 amino acids)
Biological process (GO): base-excision repair
Molecular function (GO): DNA binding; alkylbase DNA N-glycosylase activity
Source: RefSeq, a predicted model, not a curated record
GGCCCAGGUGAGCAGCACGGACUGCCCCUCCCCCCCGGGCCGCGGCCAUCGAGAAACCCCAAUGUUUUCCAGAAUGAUGCCAAGAAAAAGAAAGCGGUUAACUCCAUUAAAUGCUGUCCAAAGUAAACCCAGCUUCUCUCCAGCUGACACCUCUGGGAGCCUGACAGUUGUUCUUGAUGGGAAUUCCUCUCCAGUAAGCAGCAAAUACUUCAGUGAAGAGAAGAGGACAUCUUCCCGGCUAGGGACAGAUUUUUUCAACCAAUCCUGCAUCAGCCUGGCUAAAUCAUUUCUAGGACAGGAGAGUCCUAAAAAUGUCAGUAACCUUAAAUCCACUCAGCUGUUUCAACAUCAUGUCUUUGUUACUGUUAAAGCUGAAGCACAUUUGGGAGCCAAGCAGCUGCUAAGAUGCAUGACUAGAAAAACAGGCAGUAGGUCAGUGGAAAACCAGAAGAAACAAUACAGACAGUUCUUUGGGGAAGGGGCUGCAGUCCUGCUCCGGUCCUUGGAACCUCUGCAGGGCCUGGACACCAUGAGGCAGCUGCGAAGUACUCAGAGGAAAGGAUCAGCCAACCCACUGAAGGACUGGCAGCUGUGCAAUGGGCCCUCCAAGCUCUGUCAAGCACUCGCUAUUAACAAGAGCUUUGACCAAAAGGACCUGGCUCGUGACACAGCAGUCUGGAUGGAGCCUGGCUCAGAAGCACCAGGAGAGCAGGCUGUGGUGACUGCAGCCAGAAUUGGUGUCAGCUAUGGUGGAGAGUGGGCACAGAAACCACUGAGGUUUUAUAUACGAGGGAACAAAUGCGUGAGUGUUGUGGACAAGAAGGUGGAGAGAGAGCAAGGUGCUGCAGACUAGAGGUGCCCAGUGCUGAAUGCUGCAAUCUCACCAGUCACAUAAAGAGGAACUAGCAUCUCCCUUGUCCCUGAGAUGAAGCCUGUGUCUGAGGAGGCACAAUUAAACUGGCUUCCAUUCCAGCAUAUCACAUUGCAAACUCAUCUCUACUUUGAUGUUCAUCUUCAUCCCUUAAGCAGGCAUGCUUACAUAAAACAAUGAAAAACAAGUUUCCUUAUAUCCGCUAAAACAGAGAUUGCCAAAAAGAAAAUGUCAUCAAUCUGAUUUACCUUCCCACUAUUUAUGCUCUGCAAUCACUUUUUGCAUUCUUUCUUGUCGGUCAAUGAAACUAGAUUAGUUAAUUUCACUUUCAAUUUCACCCUGAGGUGCUGGCCAGUACUUCAGCGUUUGGGGUGCUAGCACAGCAGUUGAAAAUUUGUUAAAAAAUAUUGUUCCCUUGACAUUUUUAAAAAACCAUGGUAACAUGUUUAUUGGUCCAGGGGUUUUUUAAGGCUCAAUUUAAACAAGUCCUCACUGUAGAGCCAACUUGCUCAGAUAGUGUGGCAUAAGCUUCAUCCAGUAUCACUACUCCAAUAUUUCUCCCUCCCUCUGCCUGCAUGAGCUUCCAAUUAUUUCCCCCCCACAACUGCUCGCUACAUUCUUCCAAGCUGAACCACGCUAUGUCUAAUCAUGGCAGAGCCCUUUGUAUUAUCUUUCUGCACUGCGGUUUGGAAGCACUCCUAACUGGCAUCAAAGUAGUAAAAAAAUAGACAACUUAUUAAAUGAUCUAUUCUACUACCUCCCCAUCUCCUGCCAGUGCAAGACUGCUUACUGCAGUGGGCAGUAUUCCCAUCAGUAUAUUUAAAAUAGCUUCUUGGGCACAAGUGAUUAUGACGGGAUUGUCAAUGAUGCAGCCAAAGCAGGAAUGUUCAAUACACACAUUCAUUCUGCAUUUGGAAAGAAUCAUGGAAAGGCAGGGUUGGAAGGGAGCUCAAGAGGCCAUCUUGUCCAUUCCUCUUUCCCCCCACAUUGAGGCUGGAUUAAGCAAACCUAGACCAUCCCUGACAGAUAUCUGUCUAACCUGUUCUUUAAAACCUCCAAUGUUGGGGUUUCCACAACCUCUCUAGGUAGCUUGUUCCAGUGCUCAACUCCUUAGAUUUAGAAAGUUUUUCCUAAUAACCAACCUAAAUUUCCCUUGCUGCAAACUAAGUUGAUUAUUUCUUG